ACACUUUGUAUUUCUCUUGGAAACAUAUUGGCAGCCAGUGCAGUUUUUAAAAAAUCUGUGUUAUAUAGUCUCUUCGGGUUGUCCCUGAGACCAGUCUGGCUGCCACAUUCUGUACCAAUUGGAAUUUCUGGACUAGUUAUAAUAUUUAUCAGACCCUCUCUGAUGAUAUGGUUACCAGAUGAAAUAAGAAAAGUUGGGCAAGGGUCAAGAGAACAGGUUGUCGGACGCACAGUCCAAAGCACCUUGUCCACAUCCUCAGGUGUCACAAACUGAAAGUAAUCCAAUCUAAUCUCAUAAGAGGAGUUGCUGGACACAUCUGCAUUAGACUCUGCAGUAACUGUGUAAUCCAGCUUGGCCAAGGUAGUGCCUCACUGGGGUAUUAUUAUUAUUAUUAACUUGAUUUCUAUGCCGCCUUUCCAAAAAUGGCUCAGGGUGGUUUACACAGAGAAAUAAUAAAUAAAUAAGAUGGCUCCCUGUCCCCAAAGGCCUCACAUUCUAAAAAAACACACAAGAUAGACACCAGCAACAGUCACUGGAGGUACUGUGCUGGGGUUGGAUUUGGCCAGUUACCCUCCCCCUGCUAAAUAAAGAAAAUCACCACGGUAAAAGGUGCCUCUUAGCCCAGUUAGCAGGGGGAUAGCAGGGGAAUUUUAACCACAAAAAAGUCAUUGAAAAUGUCACUGCGUGUGAGUGAUGGUUCCAAGUUCAAAUUCAAGGGGGAGGGACACAUACUAGACCCCUCACAACCCUAAACAACCCUGCUGGAUGUCAAUUAGCAGAAGCGAUGCAGGCAGAAAAGAAUAGGAACAUAGGAAACUGCCACAUACUGAGUCAGACCAUUGGUUUAUCUAGCUCAGUAUUGUCUUCACAGACUGGCAGUGGAUUCUCCAAGGUUGCAGGCAGGAAUCUCUCUCAGCCCUAUCCUGGAGAAGCUAGGGAGGGAACUUGAAACCUUCUGCACUUCGCAGAGCGGCUUCAUCCCCUAAGGGGAAUAUCUUGCAGUGCUCACACAUCAAGUCUCCCAUUCAGAUGCAACCAGGGCAGACUCUGCUUAGCUAUGGGGACAAGUCAUGCUUGCUACCACAAGACCAGCUCUCCUCCAGAAAAAUAGCUUCUUUGCUGCCCGCAUUACCAGAGCAUAGGUCUUCUUCAAAUGUGUUUUGUGAUGUGAUCUGUCAGAUUCAUGCCGCGUCUUCCUCCACUUGUGCUCUAGUCAUCUGCUUUGCAACUUCACCUCCCCUAGUUCUUCCGAAUACCAUUGGGCUGAUUUUGAAGCAUGUCGGAGAGGACGCUUAGGAGCGAUUGUGUCUAAUGCUCUAGUGAGUUCAUGAUUACAUGUUUGCACCAGAGCAACAACAGAAUCAAUAACAGAGCCAACUCGAAACCCUUCCAAAUCUUCUUGGAGUCCUACUGGAUCCAAUAAUUUUGAAAUUAUUUUGAAAUCCAAUUGUUUUUAAACUGGGAGGGACAGGUAAAAUGAAAGUCCGCCAUUUAGGUGAAAUGCUCCAGAGCACACACAGAGUGUGAAACAGGAUGCUGGACUAGAUGGGCCUUGGGCCUGAUCCAGCAGGGCUGUUCUUAUGACAGCCACCAGCAACAGCCACUGUAGGGAUGCUGUGCUGGGGAUGAAUACGAACAGUUGCUCUCUCCCUGCUUAAUGGAGAGGUGAAUGCUGCCUUAGUCAGCAGAGGAAAAAUGUAUAUUUAUUUUUAGAUAAAUAAGAUCUGUAAGACAUGCAGUCUGGGUGUACUUCUGGAUUCACACCUCUCCCUGAUUUCUCAGGUUGAGGCGGUGGCCAGGGGUGCUUUCUAUCAGUUCCGGCUGAUACGCCACCUGCGCCUGUUUCUCGAGAUCAAUGACCUCAAAACAGUGGCACAUCUAUUGGUAACCUCCAGACUUGACUUUUGUAAUGCGCUCUUUGUGGGGCUGCCUUUGUACAUAGUCUUGAAACUUUAGUUGGUUCAGAAUGCGGCAGCCAGGUUGGUGUCUGGGUCAUCUCGGAGGGACUAUGUUACUCCUUUACUGAUGGAGCUACACUGGCUGCCAAUAGGUUACUGGACAAAAUACAAAGUGCUAAUUAUAACUUAUAAAGCCCUAAAUGGCUUAGGCACUGGGUAUCUAAGAGAGCGUCUUCUUCACUACAAGCCCCACCGCCCAUUGAGGUCAUCUGAGGAGGUCCGUCUCCAGUUACCGCCAAUGCAUUUGGUGGAUACAGAGAUGGGCCUUCUCGGUCGCUGCCCCGAGAUUGUGGAAUGCACUCCCUGCUGAGAUACGAUCCUCCCCAUCUCUGGCAAUUUUCAAAAUACACCUGAUAACCCAUCUUUUUGCCCAAGCUUUCUCAGCUUCCUAAAUUUUUAGGUUUUUAUCUCUUGUUUAUUUUUAAAUUGUAAAAUUGCAUUCACUUUCGGGUAGUGAAAUCCAUAACUGAUUGUGAAGAGCUCCAAAAGGAUCUCUCCAAACUGGGGGAGUGGGCGACAAAGUGGCAAAUGCGGUUCAAAGUUGGCAAGUGUAAAGUGAUGCACAUUGGGACGAAAAACCCCAACUUCAAGUAUACGCUGAUGGGAUCUGAGCUGUCGGUGACCGACCAGGACAGGGAUCUUGGGGUCGUGGUGGACAGCUCGUUGAAAGUGUCGACUCAAUGUGCAGCAGCUGUGGAAAAGGCCAAUUCCAUGCUAGGGAUAAUUAUGAAGGGGAUUGAAAAUAAAACUGCCAAUAUUAUAAUGCCCUUAUACAAAACUAUGGUGCGGCCACACCUGGAGUACUGCAUACAAUUCUGGUCACCACAUCUAAAAAAGGACAUUGUAGAACUGGAAAAGGUGCAGAAGAGGGCAACCAAGAUGAUCAAGGGCCAGAGCACCUUUCUUAUGAGAAUAGGCUACAACCCCUGGGGCUAUUUAAUUUAGAAAAAAGAUGACUGCGGGGAGACAUGAUAGAGGUCUAUAAAAUCAUGCAUGGGGUGGAUAAAGUGGAUAGAGAGAAAUUCUUCUCCCUCUCCCAUAACACUAGAACCAGGGGUCAUCCCAUGAAAUUGAUUGCCAGGAAAUCUAGGACCUGCAAACAGAAGUACUUUUUCACACAAUGCAUAAUCCACUUGUGGAAUUCUCUGCCACGGGUUGUGGUGACAGCCUACAACCUGGAUGGCUUUAAAAAGGGUUUGGAUAAUUUCAUGGAGGAGAGGUCUAUUGACGGCUACUAGUGGGAGGGCUGUAGCCACCUCCAGCCUUGGGGGCGGGGUGCCUCUGGGUACCAGUUGCAGGGGAGUAACAGCAGGAGAGAGGGCAUGCCCUCAGCUCCUGCCUGUGGCUUCCAGCGGCAUCUGGUGGGCCACUGUGCGAAACGGGAUAUUGGACUAGAUGGGCCUUGGGCCUGAUCCAGCAGGGCUGUUCUUAUGUAAGUUUUUGUAUAUGUUUUUAACUUGUUUUAUACUAUUGUUAACCGCCAAGAGAUGAAUGUUUGGGGUAGUGUACAAAUUUGAUAAAAUAAAUAAAUAAAUAAAUAAAUAAAUAAAUAUUCAAAUGUCUCAAUCCACACCCAAACCACCCCCCUCUGCAGUUCUUCUGUACUUCCAUGCACAUGGGUCUUCAAUUCUAUCCAAAAAUACAAUCAAACUCUACCAAGAUAAUUCCUUCUUGUGCUUCUCAUGUGGUUGACCUCCUACCAAACUCAAGCCACUCCCAGAGUCCAACGGCUAAUUUUUUCCUGAGAAAUUCUUGACAGGAAGUUCACCAGAGAGGCUCAUGAUAAAAGGGGCAGACCCUUCUUCCAAAGGCAGCUGGACCAACGGAGAGCCAAGAUCCUUGUCCUGACUCUUUCUGCUGGAAAGUGAGGCAAAGAGAUGCUUUCCAUCUCGGUGGUAGCCAUGAUCUCGCUCGUCCUUCUGGGGACUUUCUCCGCAGCACUGGAUCCAGCCCUGGAGCAGGCCUGGAAUGACUGGAAGAGCACCCAUGAUAAAGUCUACUCUGAGGGAAAGGAAGAGGCCUUCCGUAGGGCCAUUUGGGAGAAGAAUCUGGCGAUGGUCGAACAACAUAACCGUGAAGAGGCCCUGGGAGAACACACCUAUCGGAUGGGCAUGAACCAAUUUAGCGACUGGACUGAUGAGGAGUUUAAUGAGAGGAUGAGCUGCUUCAAUCCUGACCUGGCUGAAGAAACUGGUGAGAAUGAGACCAUAUUCCAAGAAUCGGACACACCGGAGAUUCCUAAGCGGGUGGACUGGCGCUCCCAAGGCUACGUCACCCCGGUAAAAGAUCAGUGCCAUUGUGGGUCGUGUUGGGCAUUCAGUGCUACUGGAGCCCUGGAAGCACUGCAUUUUAAGAACACAGGCAAGCUGGUCUCACUGAGUGAGCAGAACCUCUUGGACUGCGCUAGGAAGCAUGAAGACGGAUGCGAAGGAGGGUUCUACUCAUCAGCCUUUAAGUACGUGAGGGAUAACAAUGGCAUCAACUCAGAGAAGACCUACCCAUAUAAGGCAGAGCAGGGACCAUGUCGUUACAACCGUAGGAAGCCAGAAGCCACAUGCAGUGGCUUCAAAGACUACUACUUAAAUGGGAAUGAGAGACACCUGGAAAACCUUGUGGGCACAGUUGGCCCCAUUUCCGUUUCGGUGAAUGCAGCGUGCUUGAGGCACUACGAGUCAGGAAUUCUGUACUCAAAGAAAUGCAGCAAAAAGCUGAACCAUGCUGUACUGGCAGUUGGCUAUGACACCGUCAAGAGACAUGGGAAAACAGCUGAGUACUGGAUCCUGAAGAACAGCUGGGGCAGACGCUGGGGCCAAAAAGGUUAUGGAUUUCUUGCAAAGAAAGCCGGCAAUCAAGGCGGUAUAGGACGUCAUUAUGGCUACCCCAUAUGAUAACCAGCCAAGGGCUAGCCAGGAUCCCUUCUACUAGAACCUUUCCAGCUUCAGCGCCACAAAACUUCAAAUGCUGAUUUGCUUUUGCUUAUUUCAUCACUUUCCACGCAGCUGAAAAUGACAUCCUGCAGAUUUGAAAUUCCAAAUGUUUCUACCAAUUCCACAAAGCAUCUGGAGACGUUUGCAUCAAGCUGAAUUUGGGCAUGUUUCUCUACAUUGGGACGAACUUUUUAUACAGCAGAGCUUUUCAUGUAUUGUAAAUUCCCAUGCAGUCUGAAUAACUUCUGAGCCAUGGGGUCCAACUCUUAAUCUAUUGAGUUCAGUUCCAGUUCAAACAUAAACUUGACAAAGUGGUCUGGUAACCAGAUCACACAUUCAUCAUUAAGAUGCCAGAAGCCAGAUCAUCAUUUUUGUUGGAAGAGAGCUGGUCUUGUGGUAGCAAACGUGACUUGUCCCCUUAGCUAAGCAGGGUCCAUCCUUGUUGCAUAUGAAAGGGAGACUAGAAGUGUGAGCACUGGAAGAUCUUCCCCUCAGGGGAUGGAGCCACUCUGGGAAGAGCAUCUAGGUUCUAAGUUCCCUCCCUGUCAUCUCCAAGAUGGGGCUGAGUGGGAUUCCUUCUUGCAGCCUUGGAGAAGCCGCUGCCAGUCUGUGCAGACAAUACUGAGCUAGAUGGACCUAUGGUCUGACUCAGUAUAUGGCAGCUUCCUAUGUUCCUAUGUGGCUUCUCUUCCAGAAUGUACCUCUCAUUUCUAUGGCAAAUGUAGAAAAUCUAGAUCUCUCUUGAAGUUUGGCAACAUCCUGUGCAGAUACUGAAUGUAAAACCCUCUCUGGAAAAAAAAGCACAUUUGAGACUGGGAAAGUAAGAUUUCUGUGCAUCUGCCAGAUACUGUUCAUCCCUCCCAAUUCUGUAAUGUCAUCUUCCCCCAUCUGAGAAAUGUUCCCUUGGAACUAGAUGCUUUAAUGAACUGCUGCUUGUGCUGAUACCUAUUAAAGAUAUCCAUGAAAUU
Messenger RNA from Hemicordylus capensis (graceful crag lizard), 5853 nucleotides. RefSeq names its product procathepsin L-like. The transcript has 8 exons. Bases 3836 to 4846 code for a protein of 336 amino acids. The record is from RefSeq and is a predicted model, not a curated record. Gene Ontology annotation, cellular component: lysosome. Lineage: Eukaryota; Metazoa; Chordata; Lepidosauria; Squamata; Cordylidae. Gene Ontology annotation, biological process: immune response. Gene Ontology annotation, molecular function: cysteine-type endopeptidase activity.